AUGAAUCGACCACGCAUCGUCGGCCAUGGCCUGAGAAGGCUCGUACAGACCCCUCCGCGGGGAGCCAGGGGCAUCAUCACCGACGCAGACGUCGUCAAGGCGAGGCAGUAUUGUCAGUCGCAGCUUCACCACCACGAUGCCCAUUUAGUCUAUCGCCUCCUCUCUCCCCGGGCUCAGGAUGCGUAUCUCGCUCUGCGCGCCCUUAACCUCGAACUCGUCCGCCUCCCCGAAGUCGUCUCGAACCCGGUCAUAGGCCAGCUGCGCAUGCAGUUCUGGCGCGAGUCGAUCGACAAGACCUUCGCCGGCACGCCGCCCGCCGAGCCGAUCUGCGUCCUCCUCCACCAGGCCCUACAGGACCUCCGCGCGCGCUCCCGCAGCAGCACCGCGAGCUCGAUCCGCUUCUGGGCGCAGAGAGUCAUCAAGACGAGAGAGAAGCACAUGGACAACCGCCCGUUCGCCACGCUGGCCGCGCUUGAGGAGUACGCCGAGAACACGUACUCGACGCUCAUGUACGCCGUCCUCGCCGCGAUGCCGCUGCGCUCGAUGCAGGUCGACCACCUCGCGAGCCACAUCGGCAAGGCGUGCGGGAUCGUCGCGACGCUGAGGGGCAUCCCCGUGCUCGCAGCGCCACAGCAGACGCAGGUGCACACGCCAUCCGGGGCGGAGCCUUCGCGGCCGCGAGACCCGGUCCUGUUGCUGCCGCUGGAUGUCAUGUCGGAGGUGAACCUGCGCGAGGAGGACGUGUUCAGGUACGGACCCGAGGCGGAGGGGUUCCAGGAUGCGGUAUUCAAGGUCGCGACGAGGGCGAACGACCACCUUAUCACGGCGCGCGAGAUGCUGAAGAAUCUGCGGGCGGGCCAGGAUGCGGGGCACGACUUUGAGCACCAGGGCGAGGAGGAGCACGUGUACGAGGAAGAGCAGGAGGAUGACGUGCAGCGGGAUAUUCGCCGCGGAUUUGGCGUGCUGCUGGAGGCUAUUCCUGCUCAGGAGUACCUCACGAACCUCGAGGCGAGCAACUUCGACCCAUUCGCCGUCAAGGCGAGCUGGAAGCUGGCAUGGCGCCUUAUCGUCAAUGUCGACCACAAGAUGUUGUACGAACUCGUAGGAAUCGUCCGUCCGGGCAACCUCGCCGAGGUGAAAGAAAUCGCCCUCACCGCCGGCCAAAUCAUCCUCCGCAACGGCGGCGUCAUCCGUGGCAUGGCCAACUGGGGCGUCUUCCAGCUCCCCCGCCCCGUCUCCAAGGCACAGAUGAAGCACAAGUCGGGUCACUACUUCGUCAUGCGCUACGACGCAUCGUCCGCCACGCACUCCGACAUGCGCAACACCAUCAACCUCGAUCCCCGCGUCAUUCGUACCGCGCACGUCAAGCUCGGCGACGGCAAGCUCCAGACCGCCGCCCGCUUUGGUGAUGUCAAGUGGGAUGGACGCCAUUAA
Molecule: messenger RNA, 1434 nt
Organism: Colletotrichum gloeosporioides
Lineage: Eukaryota; Fungi; Ascomycota; Sordariomycetes; Glomerellales; Glomerellaceae
Product: NADH dehydrogenase (ubiquinone) complex I assembly factor 6
Exons: 5
Coding region: 1-1434 (477 amino acids)
Biological process (GO): translation
Cellular component (GO): mitochondrial small ribosomal subunit; ribosome
Molecular function (GO): structural constituent of ribosome; small ribosomal subunit rRNA binding
Source: RefSeq, a predicted model, not a curated record